AUGACCUCCACCUUGAUGACGCAAGAUGACGCUGCGGCGGCGAUUCUAGCCUAUGCCUUCUCCGGGGCCAUCGGCCCAGUCGAUGGCAAGGGCGUGAACUACGCCCUCCUCAAUACCAUUUCUACAGCCUUUACUUGGUCCAUAUCCUUGGAGGACUUUGACGCUGACCCAAUGCCUAUUGAUCGGUAUUUGGUCAAGAUUGAUAGGCGUACGAAAGAAAUCUCCCCUCCUAAGCCUAUUACUCUCUCUGAAGCGGAACUCAAGGAAGUUAUUCUGGCAGCAACAAAGCGACACACAAGCUCUUCAUCCAGAUUCACCGAUGGAUCAUUAAGCACCUCAUAUAGAGUCAACGUCCAGAAUCAUCCAGAAGAAUACGUGGUACAGUUGCGCCACCAUGGAAAAGUGGCUUCCAUGGAUUUUCUCAUGGCUUUGAUCUCAAGGACUAUUGAUCCCGGAAUUCUCCCUGUUCCUACUGUCUAUCCAAUCCCGGGAGAGAUGGAACGGCAAGAGAUGACAGGAAUGGGGAAGCAAGUGACUCAAUUGAUACCAGGCGAGAUGGCAGAUUCAGUCUAUUAUUCGCAACUGUCGCAUGAGCAAAGACUUGCGUUCGUAAAGAGAGCAGCCCUCGCAUUCCAGGCUUGCUGGGAGCAAAUCAGGCUGCCUCAUCCCCCUUUGAUCGGUGAGCUCCUUGGGGACGAAAGCAACGGCCUCGUAAUCGGACCUGACAGACAUUACAGUCUGGGUGGCCCAUUCACAACUGUCCGUGCAUAUCUUCGAGCUUGGAUCAGAUAUUCAUUGUCCACUCUCAUAAAACAGCAAGGCAUUGAUGAAUUCAAGAAUCGGUAUUUAGCGCGUAUCGAAAAUUUUAUUGACCGUUAUGAGUAUGAUAUUCCGGCCGUGGUUGAAGACAUCCCGAUCGUGGCCAUACAUGAGGACAUGGGUCUCCAUAACAUCAUACUUGGGAGUUCCACCGAAAUACGAGCCAUCAUUGAUUGGGAGUUCAUUGCCAGUGCGCCAUAUGCAGCUCAAGAUCAAAUCAUCGAGACUCUCUUUCGCAAGCCUGCCCCCAACCAGUUUGGUCCCGAGCUGGAUCGCGCCAAUGAGCUUCGGGCAGCCUUUUGGGAUACUAUUCCGGAGUGGAAGCGACGAAAUGAGAGCGAAGCAACAAAAACUUUCUUGGACUGGUUCAAAUUUGGGCUUUUCAUGAAACCUGAACCGCUACUGGACGACUUGACGGAGGAAGAGAAGCAGGCUUAUUGGCAGGAAAAUAUUCGGAUCGUGGAAGAGAUGCUGGACCGAUAUGGAGCCACAAGAUCUUGA
This is a messenger RNA of Bacidia gigantensis, 1320 nucleotides long. RefSeq lists its product as uncharacterized. The record is from RefSeq and is a predicted model, not a curated record. Lineage: Eukaryota; Fungi; Ascomycota; Lecanoromycetes; Lecanorales; Ramalinaceae. The transcript has a single exon. The coding region runs from base 1 to 1320 and encodes 439 amino acids.